AUGGAGAAGACAAUCCCGCCCAUCCCGGCGUUCUAUGCCUGCUACCUGCUUCGAUCGAUAGCACGUCACUCCUCCACAUACAUCGGCAGCACGCCGAAUCCUCCGCGACGGCUCAAACAACACAAUGGAGAGGCCAAGGGCGGCGCGGUCCGGACGUCGAGAGACACUCUUCGACCAUGGGAGAUGACAUGUUUAGUGACCGGCUUUCCCAGCAAGAUCGCAGCUCUGCAAUUCGAAUGGGCAUGGCAGAAUCCAAACUUGACUCGCCAUAUCGCAGUCGACUCUCGCAUCACACAAACAAAGAUGAAAACCCGCAUAUCUCCAAAGUCGGGUAAAAUGCGAAAACGUGCUGCUCGACCACGACUGUGCUUGACGGAUCGACUGGCCAAUCUCCAUCUCCUCCUCCGAGCGAAGAGCUUCGAGAGAUGGCCGCUCAAGCUCACAUUCUUCUGCGAGGAUGUACAUCGCAUGUGGGUGAGAUGGACGACUCACCAGUUUGAGAACCUCCGACCAGGCUUCGAAGUAACCAUGGAUGAAUCCAGUCGUGCGCCUGCAAAGAAAGACCAGGACGAGACCGAAGCUCUACCUGCCGAUGCUCCGAUUGGAAUCAAUGCGCUCGAUUUGGGCUACACAGCCUUGAAGCCGCAACUCGAGAAGACUCAAGGUCUUCUAGGCCAGCCAGCGGCCCCGGAAUGUGCAAUCUGUCGCACAAGCACUCCCGCCACCGGUGCAGCGACUUUGGUGUGUCAUCGUGAGAGCUGUACCGCCGUCAUGCAUCUACAGUGCUUAUCCUCCGCAUUUCUGAAAGCGGAAGGCUCCGCCGAUGCGCUCGUGCCAACCAAAGGACAAUGCCCGGAAUGCAAAGGCGAGCUUCAUUGGGUCGACUUGGCGAAGGAACUCAGCUUACGCAUGCGCGGCGAAAAAGAAGUGAAAGCACUGUUCAAGCCAAAGCGUGGCAAGAAAGCUGCUGCUCCUUCAGCGGUGCAGGACGAAUCAGAGGUGUCCUCCGAUGAUGAUCCACUGGACCUUGUGCCGGAAGACGAAGAUGAGUGGCAGGUGCAGGCAGAUAGCAGUGAUGACGAGAUUGACAGGAACAAGAUCCGGAGUGAUCCAAGCGUCGGACGUGCUUCGGCGGCUUUCAGGCGACCGGCGUUGGUGCAGAGCUAUUCGGAGCCUGUGAUUGAGGACAGUGAAUGGGAUGACGCCGAGCUUGUGGUGUGA
Messenger RNA from Zymoseptoria tritici IPO323, 1221 nucleotides. RefSeq lists its product as uncharacterized. Gene Ontology annotation, cellular component: Slx1-Slx4 complex. Gene Ontology annotation, biological process: double-strand break repair via homologous recombination. NCBI's taxonomy places the organism in Eukaryota, Fungi, Ascomycota, Dothideomycetes, Mycosphaerellales, Mycosphaerellaceae. The transcript has 2 exons. The coding region runs from base 1 to 1221 and encodes 406 amino acids. Gene Ontology annotation, molecular function: 5'-flap endonuclease activity; crossover junction DNA endonuclease activity. The record is from RefSeq and is a predicted model, not a curated record.